Molecule: messenger RNA, 906 nt
Organism: Sclerotinia sclerotiorum 1980 UF-70
Lineage: Eukaryota; Fungi; Ascomycota; Leotiomycetes; Helotiales; Sclerotiniaceae
Exons: 3
Coding region: 1-906 (301 amino acids)
Source: RefSeq, a predicted model, not a curated record
AUGGAUACCGCUGGUAAAGCUUUUGAAGCCCUUCAAGCAGGGAAGAAAGCCAUCAAGCAAGGCCGCGAACUACAUGGCAGAGUACAAGAAGGUUAUGGUAGAGCAGGGGAAGUCCAUGGUAAAACCAUGGAAAUCAAGCAACAAGCUGAGAAGUUCGGCAUAACAUUACCCAAAGACGCAUCAAGUCUUCCGAAAAACCGUGCCGAAUUUCAAAAAGAAGCAAAAGGCUAUGCACGAGGUUGCUUUUGUGGAUUUUGGGAAAUAUUUAAGGCUGAAACCAAGAAAUAUAUUACAUAUGUUCUUUCUCUUCUGGUCUUUGCCUUCAUCGCUAUAGGACUUGUUUCUUUUCUCAUUGCUGUGCUUUCGCAUCAUCCACAUUUGCAACUUUUCACGUUAACGACAAGGGCAAUGACGUCUAAUAAUACGAAAGGAGACUUAGUUGCAAUGGAUGGCGAGAGCGUGGAUUACAAGAUCUAUCCAUUGCAUUACUGUGUUUCUGGUCUUACUACGAAGGCUGAGGAGCAGUUUAAAAUGACAAAUGGUUGUCAUCCAUCAAAGCAAGCCACACUCCUCGCCACCGCAGUCCUCCAAACACUACUCGCUUACCACACCAUCCACAUUCUGAAGCACGAUAUCAACCUCAGCACCUCCAGCCUCGACAUUACCCUAAAAACCGGCAUCCUCUACAUCAUCCUCGCCCACUUCUUUUGGUGCACCCUUCUCUUCAAUCUUAUUCUUUUCCGCCUCAUAGACUGGCUUCGAAAUAGGAGAAAAACGAGGAAACUUCGUCAAACUCAAGAUAAUUACCAGGCUCAUAAUAUCAAGGCUUUCGAUGAAUCAGCUCAUGAUGGUCACUAUGUGGCUGGAGUUACAUGGGGGAAGAGAGAUUUGGUAAUGUAUAAUUAG